GCUGCACAUCAAGUCCGUGGGACAUAUCUUCAGCCAAUUUUAUUAUCAGCUAAGCAUAAGCAUAAUGGGAUACUCCGAGGCCUACUGCCAUCUUUGCGGUGUCAGCUUUAACAUCGGUCGGGCUCGCGAUGUCGGAGAGCCCCACGUUGCCUCCUUUGGCAGCGACGAUAGCCUUUCCAUGGAGAUUGAGGAUCUAGAUCUCGCCAAGUGUGCUAAGAAGGGUUGCGUUUUCGCUCUCAAAUACCCAUACCCCGGAGAAAAUGAUGACGAUCUAGAGGUUGAUCCCGACUAUCAGCCUGAGGAGUGCGACGACGGAGCUGACGAGCCGUACGAAUAUGACUCCGAUUAUGAAUCGGAUAAUGCCAUGAGUGCCUCCGAAGACCAAGACGAUGACGAUCUUCAACAAGGCGAGACAUUCACUACGAAGGAUGAAGAAGAAGAAGAAGAAGAAGAAGAAGAAGAAGAAGAAGAAGAAGAAGAAGACGAAGAAGAAGAGUUGUACCACGACUUCCUCUCCAGCACACUCCGCACACUCAACCCAAAACACUACACCGGCGAACCCAUUGAAGUCCUAGCCUGUUCCUCAACAUCCGGAACAAAAAAAGACAUCCUGAUUCCAAUCACGUCCUCUGAAAUUCCGGAAGGCUACAACGCCGAAGACCUCGAACACAUCCCCGCCCGCACCUGCGGCCAACCCAACGCCUACCCAGGCUCGGCGAUUUCUGUUGCCGAAAUGCGCGGCUGCCGGACGGCCCAGUUCCUCGUGCAUAAAUCGCAGGCAAAGAGAGUGUGGAAGCCCGACGGAUUGCACGAGGACUGGGAGCCGGAUGCGGAGUGGUUCCUCUCCGGCGUGUGUGACGGGAUGCGAUCACGCGAUUGCGGGUAUCCGGAUGUCUGGCCCGCGCGGGGUGGGGUGGAAACUGUGAUCGCAGAUAAAAUUAGUUUCGUUCCGAUGGGCCCCCACGACCUUGCCAUGCCAUUCCACCCGUGGUGCUUCGACAUCUUCUCCCGCCAAUCGAAAUGGCACAUCAACAAGGUCAACGUCGACGGACUCAUCAAAUGGCGCAAUUCAGAGUGCAGCUACAAACAGUUCAAUGGGUUUCCGCGGGCGGGUGAUGUCCUUGAGUCGCGGGAGCAAUGGUGGGAUCAUAAACCCGGCAGAGAGUAUCUGGCUGCGAACCCGCUUUACGUGCCUGGCUUACCGGCGUUGCUCGCAGAGGCGACGGCCCAGGAGAAAGAGAUGAAUACUACCGAGUCCGUCAAGGAGCGGGCUUUCUCAGAUACCGGGGCAGUUGACCGCCUGAGCUCCCUCCCGCUAGACCUCCGUCUCCACAUCAUCAGCUUUCUCGACGCAGCAGACAUCACGCGCCUCCGCGCGGCGUCGCGAGCGUUUACGCACCUCCCCAACGGUGUCUGGUACCGACUCGUCCGAGACGAGAUGCCCUGGCUGUGGGAGGCCUGGGACGACUCGGAGGCCGAGCACACGCCCUCGUGGUGGACGACGGUCAAUGCGAACGAGGUCAAGUUUGUUAUUGACACGCAGAAUCACUACGCCAAGGUUUUUGGUGCCAAGCCGACAAAUCAGGAUGAUCUGGUGGACGCACUGGUUCUGUUGCCUGUUGUGGUGCCGGAGCAGGUGAGGCUGGAAAGGGCGAGCACCGAUUGGCAUCGGGUUUUUACUCGGGUCAAGAGUCAGUGGGCUCGGUUGAAGGGGUUGCGGAACCGGCGAAGGAUUUGGGAGGAUGUAGAGGAGAUUAUUCGUCGGAUUGAGCGAUGUGAAGGUAGUGGCUGAGAGCAUUCAUAUUCCAUGUUGUAAAUAUUGCCCCGCGGUAUAUGCAACAGGUGAACAGAUAUGUAGCGGUGAACUGCUCGCGUCUCUAUUUCUGUUCU
This is a messenger RNA of Aspergillus aculeatus ATCC 16872, 1890 nucleotides long. Its product is annotated as F-box protein. The record is from RefSeq and is a predicted model, not a curated record. The transcript is spliced from 5 exons. Gene Ontology annotation, molecular function: protein binding. NCBI's taxonomy places the organism in Eukaryota, Fungi, Ascomycota, Eurotiomycetes, Eurotiales, Aspergillaceae. The coding region runs from base 65 to 1792 and encodes 575 amino acids.